This is a messenger RNA of Vanderwaltozyma polyspora DSM 70294, 1185 nucleotides long. It is a transcript of the gene PFK27, whose product is annotated as 6-phosphofructo-2-kinase. Lineage: Eukaryota; Fungi; Ascomycota; Saccharomycetes; Saccharomycetales; Saccharomycetaceae. The record is from RefSeq and is a predicted model, not a curated record. The coding region runs from base 1 to 1185 and encodes 394 amino acids. Gene Ontology annotation, cellular component: cytosol. Gene Ontology annotation, biological process: fructose 2,6-bisphosphate metabolic process; fructose metabolic process. The transcript has a single exon. Gene Ontology annotation, molecular function: ATP binding; fructose-2,6-bisphosphate 2-phosphatase activity; 6-phosphofructo-2-kinase activity.
AUGAGUGAUUCAACAUCCUCCCCGCGGUUGGAAACUUUGAAAUCAAACCAUACUUCGACAAACUCUCUAUUUUCGUUGAGUAAAAAAAGUUAUUCCAGUUUGUUAUUGAACAAUUCAAAUUACUACUACGAAAAUGAAGAAUUUGAUGAUGUUGAUGAUUCCUACAGUUCCAAAAACCGCGAUAUAUUCACUUAUCCAUAUAAUCAAUAUUCAAGUGGACUACUAACGCCAGCACCUUCUACUGAAAAAUUGGAUAAAUACGUUUUCAUCUUAAUAGGUUUACCAGCUUCCGGAAAGUCAAGCAUAUCUUCACAUUUGAUAAAAUAUUUCAAUAGUAAUGACAGUACAAAACAUUUAAGAUGUUCAAUCUAUAACGCAGGUCAAGUAAGGAGGAAUUUGUCUAACAACGGUUUGCCUAUGAAACUAGCAAAUGAUUCCUCAGAGGAUUUAUUUAAUCCAAAAAAUUCAAAUAAAAAGGAAAAGUUCGCCAAGAUAACUUUAAAUAACUUACUAAGAGAUGUUAAUAAUGACGCUUGUGAUAUAGCAAUUUUCGAUGCAACUAAUUCAACAAAAGCUAGAAGAAAGUUUUUAAUAUCUGAAUUUUCAUAUUACAACUCAAAUGUAAAUUCGAGUUUUCAUAUCAUACCAAUUUUUCUCCAAAUAUCAUGUAAUGAUAUCAAUUUUAUACGGUAUAAUGUUCACAACAAAUCCUUUAAUGACGAUUAUUAUGACAAGCCUUACAGAUAUUCGAUAUCAGAUUUUGCAAAAAGACUAAGAUAUUAUUGCAAACAAUCCACACCGUUCUCAGAAAUUGAAUUUGAAGAAAUCUCAAGUUAUUUAAAAGAAAAUAAUUUAGAAUAUGAAGUACUUUAUUAUAAAAUCUGUGAUGCUGGCUUAUCAAAUUCCAACCAAAAUUUUGUACUGUCAACGAGAAAUCAUUCUCCCUUUACUGAUAUGAUACUAUAUCUAAUAAACAGAUUUGUUGAAAACUAUUCAAAUCUUUAUGGACAUGAAUAUAUUACUAAAGUUAAACAAUUUUUUGUAAUCAGAGAAGAAUUUCAAAGAAAUUCAACUUCAGAUAUGAACUGCACAGAAAAUUCAAUGAACUGUCUAGAUACACUGACAGAGAUCGUCAAUGAAGAAUAUAUCAAUUCAUUGCAAGAAUCUCUAAUGGACAACACUUAA